Messenger RNA from Sphenostylis stenocarpa, 4392 nucleotides. The record is from the annotation of a GenBank genome assembly. Lineage: Eukaryota; Viridiplantae; Streptophyta; Magnoliopsida; Fabales; Fabaceae.
AUGAAUGAACGUGGGCCUCAUGCAAUGCAUGUCCUACUUUUGCAUCCUGAUAAUAAAGAAUUUAUUUAUCGGAAUUGUAUAGCUCUACAAUCAUCGUCAGGUUCUACUUACCUGGAAAACCUUGUCUUGUUCGUUUUGGACUAUGGUGGUUUCGUAAACAUGGUUGCAGAAGGAACCAAAAGGCCUCAAGUUUCAUUAGCUAUACUUCCACCACCUCGGAAAAUUAACGUGCAGAAAUAUGCUGAAUCCCGUGCCCUUGAGCUCCAGAGUCUUCAAUCUAUCAUAGAAAAUAGAGGUUUGGAGAAGGAUCAACUAAAGAAGCUUCAUCGGCGUGUUCGGCGAAGAUAUGAACUAAAGAAAAACCUAGAGAAUGGUUUUUGCACUUCUGGGGAUGGAACCAAGAGGCUGAGAACUCAUGUUUGGCAUGCAAAACGGUUUGCCAUGACCAAGCUUUGGGGUUACCAUCUUCCUUUGUGUGUUCAAGGACGAGGGAAAGGUUCGAGGGCACUCUUGAAAAGGCUCAAACAAGGGGUGCUUAUACACGAUGCAAGCUAUUAUACUGCUAUCCAAUUGGAGGGUCCAGAGGAUUCAUUAAUGUCGGUAUUAAGGUUGGUACUAGAACCCCCUCCAGCAACAAUCACAUAUCCUGGAAAUCAUGAUGACUCUGUUCUUUCCAGUGUAACCUAUGGAAGUGCAAUGAAGACUAAUUCAUUACCAAAUCCUUGUCCUGAAAGCUUUAAAAUUUCAAACUCUGACUCAAUGAGUAAUUCGUUUGGUGGAACUGUAGUUAGGACAGGUUGUAAGCUGACCACUUUCCUCAAUGAAACCAAAGCUGGUCAGUUGUUAUUGUUUUCAUAUGCAGCAGACGGAGAGGCUAGAAUAUCUAAGUUUAUUAAUGGAGAACUAAAGUUUGAUCCAAGUUCAGAGAGAAGUGAAGAUGGACUUCAAAUGUCCCAGUCUGCAAUAAGAUUAUACUUCAAAGAACACUCUUCUGGUAGAUGGGAAAUGCAGAUACCAGAGGAUUCAAUUUCUAGCAAGUCUCACCGGUGCUCUAUUGGUUUUGUCACAACAGCCUCCCAACAACAGCAGCACGAUGGUAUGCAAGUUCCUCACGGUCCUGAACCUAUGGAAGCAGUUCAAGCAGAAAGCACGAAUACAGUUACUGUUCCAACUGUCGAUGAUACACCAUCUGCGAAAUUCACUUGGACUAUUGACAAUUUUUCGAGUCUUCCUAAAAGAGUCUUUUCUGAUGUUUUCUCUGUAGGGGGCUUUAAGUGGCGGAUACUUAUCUUUUCAAAGGGGAACAGUGUUGACUAUCUGUCAAUGUAUGUAGAUGUUGCAGAUGCAGACAGAUUGCCUUAUGGAUGGAGUAAAUUUGCCCAAUUCAGCUUGACUUCUUCUGUCAUAGCAAAUACCAUCACUUUCAAUGCCCAUGAGUGUGAUUGGGGUUUCAUUAAUUUCAUGCCACUUGCUCAAUUGUAUGAUUCUGCUAGAGGUUAUCUAGUGAAUGAUAAAUGCAUAGUUGAGGCUGACAUUGCUGUGCGUAAAGACUUGGAUUGGUCAUAUGACUCGAAAAAGGAAACUGGUUAUGCUGUUUACCAUAUGCCCACUUCUGAAAAUGACAUGCCAUCAGCGAGCAUACCUCUAGCUUUACAGAGUUUGUUUUACAAAUUGCAGUUCAGUGACACUAGUGUAGCAACAAAAGAGUUAACCAAAUCUUUUGGAUGGGAUUCAUAUGAUUCAUUCAUGCAACAUGAUGUCCAAGAACUCAAUAGGGUUCUCUGCGAGAAGCUAGAAGACAAAAUGAGGGGAACUGUUGUAGAAGGCACUAUACAGAAAUUGUUUGAAGGCCACCAUAUGAACUAUAUUGAAUGCAUAAAUGAGGAUUAUAAAUCAACAAGAAAGGAAUCAUUUUAUGAUCUUCAACUUGAUGUGAAAGGCUGUAAGGAUGUGUAUGCUUCUUUUGAUAAGUAUAUAGAAGUGGAACGGCUUGAGGGUGAUAACAAAUAUCAUGCCGAGCACCAUGGUUUACAGGAUGCUAGGAAGGGUGUAUUGUUCAUCGAUUUCCCACCUGUUCUACAGCUUCAAUUAAAACGGUUUGAGUAUGAUUUUACGCAGGACACUAUGGUAAAGAUCAAUGACCGCUAUGAGUUCCCCUUGCAACUAGAUCUUGAUAGAGAUAAUGGCAAGUAUCUAUCUCCUGAAGCAGACAGAAGUAUUCGGAAUCUUUAUUCACUUCACAGUGGUGAAAAUAGAAUGGUUGAAAGUGGAGUGCAACUCACUUGCACCCUACCCCACAAUGUUUGCCAUGUUUUGGUUCACAGUAGUGGGGUGAAAGGUGGACACUACUAUGCUUACAUUAGGCCAACACUAUCAAAUCAGUGGUUUAAAUUUGAUGAUGAACGAGUAACAAAAGAAGAUGCGAAGAUGGCUUUAGAAGAACAGUAUGGUUGUGAAGAAGAGCUACCUCAUACAAAUCCUGGGUUCAACAGCUCUUCUUUUAAAUUUACAAAAUACUCAAAUGCUUAUAUGCUUGUCUAUGUACGUGAAAGUGACAAGGAUAAAAUAAUUUGUAAUGUGGACGAGAAGGACAUUCCUGAACACCUCAGAGUUGCUCGUGAUGAAGAUAUGCGCGAGCAGAUUGGAAACAAGAUAUUCUUUGAUCUUGUGGAUCAUGACAAAGAAGAAGUUGCCAAAGAAUUAGGUAUACCCAUCCAGUAUCAACGUUUUUGGUUGUGGGCAAAGCGCCAAAACAGCACAUACAGGCCAAAUAGACCACUGACACCUCAGGAAGAAGCACAAUCAAUGCUUGUUUUGGAUAAUAAGCAUGUCCCCGACAUGCCUAAUGUUGGACUGUUAAGAGAAGUUUCCAAUAGAGCAAAUAAUGCAGAGAUGAAUUUAUUUUUGGAACUAGAAAUGGAGAAGGAUUUGCGGCCUAUUCCUCCCCCUGAGAAGUCAAAAGAGAAUCUCUUGCUUUUCUUUAAACUUUAUGAACCUUCAAAUGAAAAGCUUUGGUACGUUGGACGGCUCUUUGUGAUGUGUAGCGGUAAGCCAGCAGAUAUAUUGGUAAAACUAAAUGAAAUGGCUGGAUAUGCUCCGGAUGAAGAAAUAGACUUGUUUGAGGAGAUAAAAUUUGAACCUAGUGUCAUGUGUGAACCUGUUGACAAGAAAUCCACAUUCCGUGACAGUCAGCUUGAGGAUGGUGAUAUUAUUUGCUUCCAGAAGUCCCACCAUACUGGAACCAGAGAGCCAUAUCGCUAUCCAGAUGUUCCUUCUUUCUUGGAAUAUGUGCAUAACCGUCUGGUUGUUCGCUUUCGGAUUUUGGAAAAACCAAAGGAGGAUGAAUUUAGUCUUGAGCUGUCAAAGCUUGACACCUAUGACAAUGUUGUCGAAGAAGUUGCUCAACAUAUUGGUUUGAAUGAUCCUUGUAAAAUCAGACUCACAUGUCAUAACUGCUACUCCCAGCAACCUAAACCACAGCCUAUAAAAUACAGAGGAAUGGAACAUUUGUCAGACAUGCUGAUUCAUUAUAAUCAGACUUCUGAUAUUCUAUACUAUGAAGUACUGGAUAUCCCUCUGCCAGAAUUACAAUGCCUAAAAACUCUGAAAAUUACUUUCCAUCAUGCUACCAAAGAUGAAGUGGUGACUCAUACUAUUAGAUUACCGAAACAUAGUAUUGUGUCAGAUGUAAUUAAUGAUCUUAAAUCAAAGGUAGAUUUAUCACAUCCAGAUGCAGAACUUAGAUUGCUUGAGGUUUUCUAUCACAAGAUCUAUAAGGUUUUCCAUUUCAAUGAAAAGAUUGAGAAUAUUAAUGAUCAAUAUUGGAUGCUUCGAGUAGAGGAGGAAUUAGUCAAGAGGGAUGUUAUGGUCAAUCGUAUUCCUGAAGAAGAGAAAAACCUUGGCCCUCAUCAUCGGUUGAUCCAUGUUUAUCAUUUUCUGAGAGACACUGCUCAAAAGCAGCAAGUUCAGAACUUCGGACAUCCUUUUUUCUUAGUUAUCCAUGAGAGUGAGACAUUAGCUGAAGUCAAAUUGCGAAUACAGAGAAAGUUGCAAGUUCCAGAUGAGGAGUUUUCAAAGUGGAGGUUUGCAUUUCUGUCAUUUGGUCGUCCUGAGUACCUUGAAGAUUCAGAUAUUGUUUACACUCGAUUUCAGAGAAGGGAUAUAUAUGGUGCGUGGGAGCAAUACCUCGGACUGGAACACACUGAUAAUGCUCCUAAGAGAUCGAGCCCAGCCAAUCAGAAGGUUGGUUUUGAUAUUCCGUUUCCAUUUGGUACACAACAUUUUGGGGUUGGGUUUUGUAUAGAAGUGAGGCGUCGAGAGGAUGGGAAAUGUCUAAUGCUUCUGCUGGAGAGGUCAGGUGUAAAUUUUCCCUUGUGCCUUUCUUCGCCUUAG